This is a messenger RNA of Neopsephotus bourkii (Bourke's parrot), 891 nucleotides long. RefSeq names its product pantothenate kinase 1-like. The record is from RefSeq and is a predicted model, not a curated record. Gene Ontology annotation, molecular function: pantothenate kinase activity; ATP binding. NCBI's taxonomy places the organism in Eukaryota, Metazoa, Chordata, Aves, Psittaciformes, Psittacidae. Gene Ontology annotation, biological process: coenzyme A biosynthetic process. Gene Ontology annotation, cellular component: cytosol; nucleus.
CCAUGGUUUGGAAUGGAUAUCGGUGGAACGUUGGUUAAACUGGUCUACUUUGAACCUAAGGACAUUACUGCAGAAGAGGAGCGGGAAGAGGUGGAAAAUCUGAAAAGCACUAGGAAAUACUUGACCUCCAAUACAGCAUAUGGUAAAAAUGGCAUUCCUGAUGUCCAUCUUGAACUGAAAAAUUUGACUAUGUGUGGAUGAAAAGGAAAUCUGCACUACAUCCGCUUUCCCAGCUCUGCCAUGCACGGGUUCAUACAGAUGGGUAGUGAAAAGAAUUUCUCCAGUUUGCACACUACCUGCGCCACAGGAGGUGGAGCUUACAAGUUUGAGGAAGACUUUAGAACGAUUGCUGAUCUACAGCUUCAUAAACUGGAUGAAUUGGACUGUUUGAUCCAGGGCCUCCUGUAUGUUGAUUCUGUUGGUUUCAAUGGCCAACCAGAGUGCUAGUAUUUUGAAAAUCCUACAGAUCCUGAACAGUGCCAGAAAAAACCUUACUGCCUUGAUAAUCCAUAUCCUAUGCUGCUGGUUAACAGUUCAGGGGUCAGCAUCCUAGUUGUUUAUUCCUUUGGGGGGGGGGGGGGUCUUGGAGGAGGAACGUUCCUGGGCCUGUGCUGUUUGCUGACUGGCUGUGAGACAUUGGAAGAAGCACUACAAAUGGCUGCAAAAGGAGACAGCACCAAUGUGGGUAAGCUGGUGAAGGAUAUUUACGGAGGAGAUUGUGAGCGGUUUGGCCUUCAAGGGUCUGCUGUAGCCUCAAGCUUUGGUCAUAUGAUGAGUAAAGAAAAGAGAGAUUCCAUCAGUAAAGAGGACUUGGCUAGAGCUACUUUGGUCACCAUCACCAACAACAUAGGUUCUAUUGUUCGCAUGUGCGCAUUGAAUGAGGUAAGAUAG